AGCAGCGUCACCCACCUCCCAGCUCCGCAGACAAGAUGCAGCGACUGUGUGCACAUGCGCUGAUCUUGGUGCUGGCUCUGGCCGCCUUCUGCGAAGCUUCUUGGAAGCCCCACUCCCAGCUGCAAGAUGCGCCCGUUGCUCCAGGGGCCAAUAGGGGCCAGGAGCCGCUCAGGAUGGACCGGCUGGGCCCAGCCUCGCACCCCCGGAGGCAGCUGGGGCUUCAGGAUCCGCCACACGUGGUUGCAGACCUGUCCAAGAAGCAGGGGCCAUGGGCGGAGGAAGAGGAAGCAGCUUAUGGAUGGAUGGACUUCGGCCGCCGCAGUGCUGAGGAAGGAGACCAACAUCCCUGA
This is a messenger RNA of Dama dama (fallow deer), 350 nucleotides long. RefSeq names its product gastrin (gene GAST). The transcript has 3 exons. The record is from RefSeq and is a predicted model, not a curated record. Gene Ontology annotation, molecular function: hormone activity. Gene Ontology annotation, cellular component: extracellular region. Lineage: Eukaryota; Metazoa; Chordata; Mammalia; Artiodactyla; Cervidae. Bases 36 to 350 code for a protein of 104 amino acids.